Molecule: messenger RNA, 342 nt
Organism: Rotaria sp. Silwood2
Lineage: Eukaryota; Metazoa; Rotifera; Eurotatoria; Philodinida; Philodinidae
Source: the annotation of a GenBank genome assembly
AUGUCAAAUAGUGUUACAAUUAAUAUAAUUUCAGCUAAAAUACUUUCAGUUGGUAUUAAUGUUGGAUCAUUUAUGUAUGAAUAUAUACUUGGAAAUAAAUAUCAAUGGAUUUAUUCAUCAAGUAUAUCAGGUUCAAGUUAUCAAGAUAUAGCUUAUCUUGAUUUAGGUGUUGUAACAAAUACUGCUGGUUGGCAAACUGACUAUCGAUCAAGUCAAUGGAUGUUAUCUGGUAGUACUUAUGUACAAAUUAAUUUCGGUAAUUUAACAUUAAUUAAUCAAAUACAAUUAACUGUUCCAUCAUCAUUUGCAUCAAUUCGUUUUGUUCAACUUGGUUACAGUUGA